Messenger RNA from Macadamia integrifolia, 3701 nucleotides. RefSeq lists its product as uncharacterized. The record is from RefSeq and is a predicted model, not a curated record. The coding region runs from base 337 to 3549 and encodes 1070 amino acids. Gene Ontology annotation, cellular component: nuclear pore. The transcript is spliced from 9 exons. Lineage: Eukaryota; Viridiplantae; Streptophyta; Magnoliopsida; Proteales; Proteaceae.
CUCUCUCUCUCUAGCUUCUGUGUCAUUAUUCUCUAACAAAAUUAAUUCUUUAACCAAAUUAAAAAGGGGAUGUCCUUUGUCUGCUUCGUUCUUUUCCGAUGUUCCUUCUUUUUUACUUUCUCAAGUUUCAGUCGUUCUCUUGUCCGACUUUAUUCACAGCCUUAGAUAUCUCAGCCAUGGUUUUGCAGAGUAUCCAAAACCCAGCUACUCUUAUUGCAUUUCUCCUACCGUUUCUCUUGCCACCUUAUCCUCUAGGCAUCGUGAAUCAUGAUUGAAAAUAUCUAGACGCAUUGGCGCUGCAUUCCUGCUUGGAGCAUUACCAGUACUUCUCCCAACAUGGUCCUGGGGUUGAGAACAAAAAACAAAAAAGGUGCUUCAGUUCAGGUCGACUACCUUGUCCAUGUCCAAGAAAUUAAACCAUGGCCACCAUCACAGUCUCUUAGAUCCCUUUCAUCUGUACUUCUUUAUUGGGAAAUUGGCGAGCAGAAUUCUGGAUCAACAGGCCCUGUAGUCCCUUCCCUUGGGUCUGGUGCUGGGGAUGGGAAAAUUGAAUUCAAUGAGUCUUUUAGGCUUAUAUCUACUCUAUCCACGGAAGCCCCCACAAAAGGUGGAGAUGCUGAGACAUUCCAGAAGAAAUGCAUGGAGUUCAGCUUGUAUGAACCACGAAGGGAUAAGGCAGCAAGAGGUAAGCUGUUGGGAACUGUCAUAAUAGACCUGGCAGAGUACGGGAUUGUCAAUGAAACUGUAAACAUUGGUGCUCCAAUGAAUUGCAAGAGAAGCUUCCGAAACACUGCACAGCCAGUUUUGUUUGUUAGAAUCCAGCCAUUUGAAAAGGAUAAUUCCAGCUCAUUACUGAGGGAAAUCCUGUCAAAAGAAUCAUCACUGGAUAAUGAUGGGAAGGGAUCAAUUUCUUCUUUGAUGAGUGAAGAAUAUUCUGAGGAAGUUGAGAUUGCAUCUUUUACUGAUGAUGAUGUUUCAUCUCAUUCAUCCUUUAGUGUUCCUUCAUCUGCUGCUGUUGAGGCUGCAGGAGGUUCUCCACCUCAAAAUUUGGAGGUACCUGAAAAAUCAGAGGAGAAGCCGUUGACUGCUGCACACAAGAAUCUGAAUGGGAGUUCUUGUUCGUCAUCAAUUGAUCUGUCCUCUGAUGCAGGAAGCCGAGAAAAGGAGCAUGCUUCCUCUUCCAUCUUUCCUAGAGAUAGCUUAACAUUGGUCCCCAAUAAUUCUGUUACCCAUAAUGUUCAAUCAUGUUCUUCAUGUAUUGCUUAUGAAGACACACAGGAAGAGCUUAGACCUAGCAAUGGUGCAAGAAUUCAUGGAAAAUCUGGUAAGAUCAAUUGUAGAUCUGAAGAAGAUGAACAAACGAAGGACAUUAAUAUCAAGGAUCUUUCAGCCAAAGUUUCAUCCUCGGAUUCAGAUCUUAAUGAGAAAGCAGGCCUUGUUAACUCUGCUAACUCUCAUGCCCAAGGAAAUGAUAAUGGACAUUCUAAGGUACAGAGCGAAAAUGAGACAGAGAAGAUUGAUGCUACUACUGGUCUAUUGGCCAGUCAUGUGGAGGAUGGAGAUUGGGAGGAACAGGGAGAAAAUGGACAGGAAGAACAGAUAAAAACGGAAAAAUAUGUUAUGACAGAAGAUGAAUCAUCCAAGUCAUUUUCACCAGAUCCUACCACAAAGAAAGUUGUAUGUGUGGGUGAUAUGCGUCCAUUUAGCAGGAGAGCUCUUGGAGUGAGGGGCAAUGCUCUAUCUGAUGAUAAGCUAAAGCAUGUGAAGUCUACCCGAUCAUCAUUAGACUUGCCCAGGAGCAAUGGAUUGUUAACUGAUAAUAAGUUAACAAGUAAAGUAAAGGAGGCUGGUGCUUUGAAAGAUGUGGAUACUGGUUCUAGAAGGUUUGGAACAGAAGAUGCUAAGCUUGCUUCUAGAGAUACAAGAAACAGCUUUGCUGAUGGCAAAGUCCAGCAAUUGGAGGAUAAGAUAGAGAGGCUUGAGGUAGAGUUGAGAGAAGCUGCUGCAAUAGAGAUUGGGCUAUAUACUGUUGUGGCUGAGCAUGGGAGUUCUGCGAGUAAAGUACAUGCACCAGCUCGACGCAUUUCUAGAAUGUAUCUUCAUGCUCUUAGAAAAUGUUCCCCUGCAAGGGGUGCUAGUGCAGCUAGAAGUGCUGUUUCAGGAUUAGUUUUGGUAGUAAAAGCAUGUGGAAAUGAUGUCCCCAGGUUAACUUUCUGGCUUUCGAAUUCCAUUGUACUGAGAGCAGUCGUCAACCAAACCAUUGAGGAAUCACAGCUUCCACUUUCUGCUGGUCCACGUCUUGAAAAUAAUGGAGGUAGAAAGGGAAAUAAUCGAAAAUCAUCUCCAUUUAAGUGGAAGGAAUCCUCUCCUAACAAGAGGGAAAAGAAGUUUAGUUUGUCUGGAAGUUUUGAUGACUGGGAAAACCCACACACAUUUAUGUCUGUGUUGGAAAAAUAUGAAGCUUGGAUCUUCUCUCGAAUCAUCGAAUCUGUGUGGUGGCAGACUCUGACUCCACAUAUGCAGUCCACCAUUGGGAAAGCAAGUGAUAAAAAUCUUGGUGCCAGCUCAAGGAAAAGCUAUUGGCAGAAACUUAGUUUAAUUAAUCAAGAGCAAGGGAACUUAUCAGUAGAACUUUGGAAGAAGGCUUUCAAGGAUGCCUGCGAAAGAUUAUGUCCUGUUCGAGCUGGAGGGCAUGAGUGUGGCUGCUUGCCUCUGCCUGCUAGAUUGGUAAUGGAACAAUGUGUGGCUAGAUUGGAUGUGGCUAUGUUCAAUGCUAUUCUUCGUGAAUCAGGUGAUGAGAUUCCAACAGAUCCUGUGUCCGACCCCAUUAGUGAUUCAAAGGUUCUUCCUAUUCCGGCUGGGAAAGCAAGCUUUGGUGCUGGCGCACAACUGAAAAAUGCUGUUGGGAGCUGGUCCAGAUGGCUAACCGACCUAUUUGGUAUAGAUGAUGAUGACUUGCCUGAAGGAGAGAAUGACCUUGAUGAUGAUGGUAGACAGGAAUGUGAGACAUCCUUCAAGUCUUUCAAUCUACUUCAUGCGUUGAGUGAUCUCAUGAUGCUCCCAAAGGACAUGCUUUUAAAUCGUGCCAUCAGAAAAGAGGUAUGUCCUACAUUUGAUGCACCAUUGAUCAGGAGGGUUCUUAACAAUUUCGCCCCAGAUGAGUUCUGUCCGGACCCAAUUCCAGAAGCUUUGUUUCAGGCCCUAGAUUCUGAGGAUGUUCUUGAGGCUGAGGGACAGUCUGUCCAAAACUUCCCAUGCACUGCAGCUCCAAUAGUGUAUUUGCCACCAUCCGCAGCUUCAUUUGCUAGUUUUAUGGGUGGGCUUGGAAGCCAUUCUCAGUUGCAAAGGAGUGGGUCCUCAGUGCUCCGGAAAUCUUACACUAGUGAUGAUGAGUUUGAUGAACUUGAUUCUCCUCUGGCUUCAAUCCUCGACAGCUUUCGUGGUUCUCCUACUUCUACUGUGCCCAGCUGGAAACCACAGAAGAAUGGUGUUCAUAAUAAUGUUGUCAGGUACCAACUCCUCCGGGAGGUUUGGAGGGAUAGUGAUUAGUUGUUUGUAUGCAUCCCAACCCCUUAUUCCAUAUAUUAUUCUUUUCAACAAGUCUGUAAAUUGCAUGUAAAACUUCACUAGGAAAUUUUGUUUACAUGUUGAUGUAAAAAUUAUAGUACAUGCCAUUAUAACCAAAUUUGAUCUAUGCAGCA